UUCCACCACACACUAAUGACCAAACCCAUCAAAUUUUAGUAUUUAUAUAUUUCAAAUCUCUUCUCUUCCCUCCAUCGUUCUUCCAACUCUUUUCUCUUGUACUAUUAUUUUCUCCUCUCUCUCAAAAAUGUCUUCUUCCUUAAGAUCACUUGUUUCUCUUAGCUCUAUUGUUAGCGGUAGCGGCGGCGGUGGCGGCAAUGAUAAUAAUGGUGUCCCUGGUGAGAUUCAUGUUAUUGUGGGUCCCAUGUUUGCUGGUAAAACUACUGCUCUUCUUCGUCGUAUUAAAUCUGAGAGUACUGAUGGCAGAAAUGUGGUGAUGAUAAAAUCAAGCAAGGAUACACGAUACGCGAAAGAUUCAGUGGUGUCACAUGAUGGGGUGAAAUUUCCAUGUUGGGCACUGCCAGAUCUUUCUUCUUUUGAAGAAAAAUUUGGCUUUGAUGCUUAUGCCAAGUUGGAUGUAAUUGGUAUUGAUGAAGCGCAAUUCUUCGAUGACCUAUACGAUUUUUGCUGUAAGGCAGCGGAACAAGAUGGAAAAACUGUUGUGGUUGCUGGUUUAGAUGGUGAUUACUUGAGGAGGAGCUUUGGGUGUGUCCUGGAUGUCAUUCCACUUGCUGAUACUGUAACAAAGUUGACAGCGCGAUGUGAGAUGUGUGGCAAGCGAGCUUUCUUUACCCUGCGGAAAGUAGGGGAGACACAAACAGAGUUAAUUGGUGGAGCUGAGGCGUAUAUGCCUGUUUGCCGCCAGCAUUAUGUGAAUGGGCAAGCCGUCAUUGGAGCUGCAAGAACUGUGCUUGAGACUAGCCAUAGCCAAGUUCAGAAGGAAAUUAUAGUUGUGGAGACAGCUUGUGUCUCGUAAACUGGUUGAUCAGUUUCAGAUGCGCGUUCUUUCUAUUAGCUACCUUGGCCUAGUACUGACCUAGACACCUAGUGGGAUAUGGGAUCUUCUGUGAAGAUCAGUGUAUAUGAUAUAAUAGUUGGUUUGAUGUGGUUGUUAAGUUUUAAGCAGUUCCUGCUUAAUCACUGCAACUCGUUUUCUAUAUAUUACCUAAGCAUUAGAUGUAGAUCUUGGUCCAUUUUGUAUGUUGGCUAUAUCAAGUGUUUACUAUUCUUAAUUAUUAAGAAGUGUUCACCUUGCUUUAA
Messenger RNA from Beta vulgaris subsp. vulgaris (sugar beet), 1140 nucleotides. RefSeq names its product thymidine kinase a. The record is from RefSeq and is a predicted model, not a curated record. Gene Ontology annotation, molecular function: ATP binding; thymidine kinase activity. Gene Ontology annotation, biological process: thymidine metabolic process. Lineage: Eukaryota; Viridiplantae; Streptophyta; Magnoliopsida; Caryophyllales; Amaranthaceae. Bases 128 to 856 code for a protein of 242 amino acids. The transcript is spliced from 4 exons.